Molecule: messenger RNA, 2193 nt
Organism: Aspergillus terreus NIH2624
Lineage: Eukaryota; Fungi; Ascomycota; Eurotiomycetes; Eurotiales; Aspergillaceae
Exons: 6
Coding region: 1-2193 (730 amino acids)
Biological process (GO): regulation of DNA-templated transcription
Molecular function (GO): DNA-binding transcription factor activity, RNA polymerase II-specific; zinc ion binding
Source: RefSeq, a predicted model, not a curated record
AUGGGUCGCAAGCCAAACCAGCUCAUCCUCGAGUUCUUUAUUCGAGGUCAGAAGCUCGAGGACGCUAGCAAUCGUUAUCAACAUACGUGCAAGGCCUGUGGCGAGAAAUUCCCCAAGGGUCGCAUCGACAGUCUCACCAAUCACCUCGUGAAAAAGUGUCAAGCCAUCCCGCUUUGCGACCGACAACGCGUCCUCCUGCGCCUCCACGAUCUCCCCGAUAUCACCGACGGCGAUCAGAAUAAGGACCCGAGCGCUGCGGGUCAAGGUAAAGGCAAAGGGGUGGAUAUGCCAUUUACCACGCGACAAAACUUCGAUGGCCUCAAUGUUUUAGCCGAAGCUUCGCGACAGGUUGGCGCGGUCUCCUCCGACCAGAACAAACGCGGCGGUGCCGCAUACACUCAAUCCGUCACCGUUGGAGGAAAAACAGUCGUCGUUGACCCGGCGCUCGAAGCUGAAGGCUUCCAGGGUCAGCUUCCUCAGUCCGAACACGUGGAGGAGGACGUGAAGCCGCCUGGGACGCCUCAAGCCUCCAACGCGGCCCUUCCUUCCCUCCCCAAUACCUCCCAGGGCGAUCAGCCAUCGUCCGCGUCGCCCUCCUUGGCGGAAGCUUCGUUGACCCCCGAUCCCGCCUCGAACGCCCGCCAGUCACAGCUGUCCAUGAUCGCCGCGUCCGCCAGUGAAAUGGUCCCCCAGGGUCUUACGAUGGAUCAUGACAUGCCCGAUGGCCUGCCCAAGUUGGGACAGUGGAACCAGCAGCUCUCCACCCAGGAACAGUUGUUGUUUGAUAGCCUCCAAGAACACGACCCCACACUGACUGCAGCCACUCAACGGGCGGCGACUUUCCCACGCCCCAUCGCGAUGAACCCGAACUCGCAGGCAAAGGGCUUUGUGAACGAGUUCGGCAACUCGACCAAACCGACGAAGCCGAAGGUGCGCGGCCGAUUUUCCGCUGCCAGACGCCGAGAAGUCCAGGAGGUUCGGAAGCGGGGCGCGUGCAUUCGUUGUCGCAUGCUCAAGAAGCCUUGCUCCGGUGACAGCCCCUGUACUACAUGCGCUAGUGUAGAAAGCGCUCGUUUGUGGAAGCAUCCGUGCAUCCGGACGCGCAUCGCAGAAGAGUUUGAAUCCUUCAACGCACAUUUGCAUACAACCCUUGCCUAUCACGACGUCAGCGGAAUCCGCAACCAUGUCAAAUUCGAGCACUACUCCGGGCGCAUCGAGGUGACGCAUUUCGAGGAUAGCAUGGUCUACGUCACAUUCAGCGGUCUUCAGGGCCACAAACCCUCCGCGUCCACCCUGGAUCCUCAGCUGCAGGGACUCGGGGAUGACACGCAGUUCCAGGGUACGAUGCAGGAGCUGUACUUGCUAGACAGCGACACUGAGGAUCUUCCUGGAAAGCUCGAAAUGUACUUCAAGAAGACGGCACCUCUUUUUUACGAGCGCGAAACGUCAGAUUUCAUGCGUCCUACCUUGUUGCUAGCCUCGGAACUGAGCCAGCAGAAGAAGGAUGUGCUCUUGGACCGGGUGCUGGAGCUCUGGAUUGCAACACAUAUCCUUGUGGAUUCGGAACUUCGCUGGAAGACCUACUGCAACCCGACUCUGCCGCCUACCUCGAUGAACUCGCUCGCUCAGCCGUCCGAUGACGGCCGUAUGCCCAUCGACGAAGUGGCUAAUGCUGAGACGUAUGCUCUUCUAUGCAGCCAACUGCGUGCAGCCACCGAGCGACGUGCUUCGCAGUUGAGCAAGUCGGUCAUGAACGACCUCGAGCGCCGACUGCUCCAGCGCCAGCAGAGUGGCUGGUUUGAAACAUUCCUGGUGGCCCUGAUCCUCCUGAACUGUGUGGAGAGAACCUGCUGGCUGUUCCGCACGUGGGAAGACGAAGCUUUUGCGCAGCGGUGGCCGUUGGACAAGCGUCCGCCGUACUAUGCAAGCCAGGGUGACCGCUUCUCGGACAUCCUGCACAUGCUGUUGAAGAUGCGCAGCCUACCUCCCAAGGCCACUCCGCGGCCGGAAGACGGUAUCUUGAAGGCGGUGGAGGGCAGUGACGAAAAUGCUGCUCGUUGGUUCGACAUGAUCAAGAUUACUCCUGCAUUCCUGGAACAACGACAGGCCGCAGUAUACGACGGCAGCGACUCUCGCUCCCUCGACCUGCGAUACGGCGCGAAACUGCUGCCUCUGACCAAUGCCUACAGCUGA